AUGUCGUGGCAAGCUUACGUCGACAACAACCUCCUCGGAACCGGCAAGGUUGCCAAAGCUGCAAUCCUUGGUUUGGCUGGAGGCGUGUGGGCUAAGUCGCCUGGUUUUGACAUCACCCCUGAGGAGCAGAAAGCCAUCAUCGCUGGAUUCUCAGCGCCCGACACCAUUCAAGCCAGCGGUGUCCGUCUCGCAGGCCAAAAGUUUUACACACUUUUUGUAAUUGAUCGCACUAUCCAGGCGAAGAAGGCGGCCGAUGGCGUUGUCAUUGUCAAGACUAAGCAAGCCGUGCUGGUCGCUGAAUAUGUCGGUCCCGUGCAAGCGCCCGAGGUCACACCCAUCGUCGAAGGGCUCGCCGAUUAUCUGAUCUCUGUUGGAUAUUAG
Molecule: messenger RNA, 381 nt
Organism: Psilocybe cubensis
Lineage: Eukaryota; Fungi; Basidiomycota; Agaricomycetes; Agaricales; Agrocybaceae
Exons: 4
Coding region: 1-381 (126 amino acids)
Cellular component (GO): cell cortex
Molecular function (GO): actin monomer binding
Source: RefSeq, a predicted model, not a curated record